AAGAUCAAGAGGAUCAAGGGAAAACAAAAUCAACCAAUCAGAAUGUAGGAUUAAUACAUAGAUGUAUAUAAGGCAGAGUAUUUUUGUAGAACAUCAGACUUAUGUCAAUGAUCUAUACAGUGAAUACAGCAGUAAUAUACAACAUUAAUUUUGAAGAAUGGCCUACAAGUACGAAACUCCAGCAAGACGUGCUCUGUUUGACACAGCCUGCAAUGGGAACACUCCAGUCUCUAAGAGAAUUCCACACACAUUUGAGUCACCAUUCUCAAUCCGUAGCCUGCUGAACCUAGGCGAUGAGACAGCAUCACAAUCUACGCAAGCAGCUGAAGAAGCUUCCAGUGGCAACAUCAUGUCAAGCCUGGCGUCCGUUCCUGCCUUCGCUGAGCUAACAAAGACUCUUACUACAGAUAUCAACACUCAAGCCAUGCCGUCACAGCUGAUCCAGACUGUAUCACCUCAGCUGAUUCCAGUGCCAAACUGUAUCUCUGCUCUGGAGGAGCGUAUCUACUCACUCAAGGAUCAGAUGCAUGAUCAAACAAAGCUGCUCGAACUAGAGACCUUCUUCCAUGAACAGGCCCACCAGGUGGAGUGUGAGCGUUACACACAUCUCUCCAACUGUCUACCAAUGCAUCAACACGCCAUCAACAUCCAGUGUGACCAUCAACUUCGACUCCUUAUUGGUCGAGUAGAACGCAGCAUCAGACUCCUGGAGACAUCUAUCAUCACAAGGGACAACAUUAGCGACAACCUUGCUGUCUUUGAAACUAGGAACUCCUUGGAAAAUUGUGACUUGCCUCCACAGCCAAUCAUGACGUCAACUCCUAAGAAGAACACAGAGAAAACCAGGAAACCCCGUAGCCGUGCAGUAUACAGUCGUCAAGCCAAAGAUCUGCUAGAGACGUGGUAUGCUGUCAACUCACACAGCCCCUACCCCAGCAGUGAUGUCAUCACCUCUCUCGCCAACCAGACUGAGCUCACAACAUCACAGGUUCGCAAGUGGUUCUCCAACAAACGACUCCGAGGUGGACGUGUCAACAAGAAUCUGGUGCGCCAUCUAUAUCAGCACAAUGAACUCUUACCUAUCAGCUCUGUGCAAUCUUGGAUGUAAAAUCCUCUAAUGGACUCUGCUAAUUAUAUUACCAAAUUGUAUAUAUCAUGACUGUAUAUAUUGUUAAUAAUGUACAUUGUAAAUAUUAAAUGAUAUAUUUUUAUAAAAUAAAUAUUGUAAAAUGAAUUAAAAUUUUCUGUUGUGUAUUUGACCUGUUUUGACAUCGCAAUUUAACACAUGGUUUAUCCGUGUGAUCCUAAACAUCCUAUAGCCCAAUGACACUAAAUGUCCCAUUUUUAUUGCCCACCCUGUAUAUAUUCUG
Molecule: messenger RNA, 1370 nt
Organism: Owenia fusiformis
Lineage: Eukaryota; Metazoa; Annelida; Polychaeta; Sabellida; Oweniidae
Source: the annotation of a GenBank genome assembly